CUUCUUCUACCGGCUAUAGCGACAAUGUGACAUGCCGUUCGGACGGAGCAGGGCGGAACAAUGCGGCUCGGAGAAAUAUUUUGAAAACUGCGAAUAUUAUUUUAAGGAAGGGCUGCCUGUCACGGGCAGUGUAUAGGGAGAAGCUGUAUUGCGUAGUGCUGUAGUAUUCCAUUGGUUAGAACCGCAGGGGCAGCCACCUCUUUAUUCGUUGCAAACAAAACCAAGCGAGUCUGUCUUCUGCUUUGGCUGCUUGUGUGGAAGGGACGGCUCAAAACAUCACCACGGAGGACGUAACCGACAGGAAGCGGGUUUGCGUUUCUUUAUUUUCUAUACCGUAGAGCAAAAGUGAAUAUGCCGUGGUUCCCCGGACUAGGGAUAGCGCUAUUGCUCUGGAUCUCUGGCCGCAUCGUCAGCUUCACCGCGGCGCUACCAGCAUCCCAAAAAUGCGACGAGGCGCUGGCGGCGCCCCUGCCCCACAGCGCCUUCGCCGGCUCCUCCACGUUCUCCAGCGGCUACGCGCCGGGCUACGCCAAGCUGAACAGGAGAGGGGGCGCCGGAGGCUGGUCGCCUGCGGAAAACGACAACUACCAGUGGCUGCAGGUGGAUCUCGGGAGCAGGAAGCAGGUCACCGCCAUAGCGACGCAGGGCAGAUACAGCAGCUCUGAUUGGACGAAGCAGUACAGGCUCCUCUACAGCGAGACGGGCAGGAACUGGAAGCCGUACCACCAGGACGGCAACAUAUGGACCUUUUCCGGGAACUCGAACACGGAGAGCGUGGUCCGUCACGACCUGCAGCACCCCGUCGUGGCGCGCUACCUGCGCAUGGUUCCCCUGCAGUGGAGCGAGGAGGGGCGCAUCGGGCUGCGGAUCGAGGUGUACGGCUGCCCCUACUGGGCCGACGCGAUCAGCUUCGACGGCCAGGGGGUGAUCUCCUACCGCUUCAAGGUGAAGAAAAUGAAGAUCCUGAAGGACGUGAUCGCCUUGAAGUUCAAGACUUCAGAGAGCGACGGCGUCAUUCUGCACGGGGAAGGCCAGCAGGGCGACUACCUCACCCUGGAGCUGCGGAGGAGCAAGCUGGCCCUGCUGAUAAACCUCGGCAGCAACCAGUACGGCUCCAUCAUGGGACACACGUCGGUGACGAGCGGGAGCCUGUUGGACGACAACCACUGGCACUCGGUGGUCGUCGAGCGGUACCGCCGCAACGUCAACUUCACGCUGGACCGCCACACGCAGCACUUCCGCACCAACGGGGAGUUCGACCACCUCGACCUGGACUACGAGCUGAGUUUCGGAGGCAUGCCGUUCUCCGGGAAGCCAAGUUCGGGAGGUCGGAAGAACUUCAUCGGCUGCAUGGAGAGCAUCCACUACAACGGCGACAACAUCACGGACCUCGUCCGGAGGAGGAAGCUGGACACCUCCAGCUUCCGUAACCUCACCUUCUCCUGCGUGGAGCCCCGCACCUUCCCCGUCUUCUUCAACGCCACCAGCUACCUGCAGCUCCCGGGCCGGCGGGACCACGAGGUCCUCUCCGUGGGCUUCCGCUUCCGCACCUGGAACCCCAGCGGGCUGCUCCUGUACAGCGCCCUGGCCGACGGGAUGGUGGAGGUGGCGCUGACCGAGGGCAAGGUCGGCGUCCACCUCAACGCCACGCAGAAGAAGAACACGCGCAUCGACAUUUCCUCAGGCUCGGGCCUGAACAACGGCCAGUGGCACGAGGUCCGCUUCCUGGCCAAGGAGAACUUCGCCAUGCUGACCAUCGACGGGGACGAGGCCUCUGCCGUUCAGACCAACACCCCCAUCCAGAUAAAGACCGGAGGCACAUACUACUUCGGAGGAUACUUUCGGCGUGGCAGCUCCGCGCCGACUCAGCGGUCCUUCCAGGGCUGCAUGCAGCUGAUCCACGUGGACGACCAGCUGGCUGACCUGACCUCCGUGGAGCAGAGCGAGCUGCGCUUCUUCGAGAACGUCAGCCUGGACACGUGCGCCAUCAUAGACAGGUGUAUGCCGAACCACUGCGAGCACGGGGGCGGGUGCAGCCAGACCUGGGACAGCUUCAGCUGCGCCUGCGACGGGACGGGCUACACCGGCGCCACCUGCCACACCUCUGUCUACGAGCAGUCCUGUGAGGCCUACAAGCACCUGGGCAGAACCUCGGACUCCUACUGGAUCGACCCGGACGGAAGUGGACCCCUUGGUCCGUUUAAGGUCAUCUGCAACAUGACAGAGGACAAGGUGUGGACGACGGUGAUGAACAGCCUGCCUCCGCAGGCCCCGGUGAGCGGGUCGAGCCGGGAGAGCCGCACGGUGCUGCAGCUCAACUACAGCGCCACCAUGGAGCAGGUGUUCGCCAUUACAGGCAGCGCAGAGCACUGCGAGCAGCACGUAGCCUACGCCUGCCGCAUGUCCCGACUGCUCAACACGCCAGAUGGGACCCCGUACACGUGGUGGGUCGGGCGCGGCAACGAGAAGCACUUCUACUGGGGCGGCUCGGGGCCCGGCAUCCAGAAGUGCGCCUGCGGGAUCGAGCGCAACUGCACCGACCCCAAGUACUCCUGCAACUGCGACGCGGACCAGAAGCAGUGGAGAGAGGACUCGGGACUGCUUAUGUACAAGGACCAUUUACCUGUGAACCAGGUGGCCGUGGGAGACACCAACAGGCCUGGCUCGGAGGCCAAGCUGACGGUUGGGCCUCUGCGUUGCCAAGGAGACAGUAACUACUGGAACGCCGCGUCCUUCACCACGCCCUCGUCCUACCUCCACUUCCCCACCUUCGAGGGGGAGACGAGCGCCGACAUCUCCUUCUUCUUCAAGACCUCCGCCCCGUACGGCGUCUUCCUGGAGAACCUGGGCAACACCGACUUCAUCCGCCUGGAGCUGAAGUCCCCCUCGGUGGUGUCCUUCUCCUUCGACGUGGGGAACGGGCCGGUGGAGCUGAGCGUGCGCUCGCCCUCGGAGCUGAGCGACGACCAGUGGCACCGGGUCAGCGCCGAGCGCAACGUGAAGGAGGCCAUCCUGGUCCUGGACCAGCAGCACAGGGAGGUGCGGCCCGCGCCCCCCCAGGGCCACACCCGCCUGGAGCUCUACAGCCAGCUCUACGUGGGUGCGGCCGGGGGCCAGAGGGGGUUCCUGGGGUGCAUCCGCGCCCUGCGGAUGAACGGCGUGACCCUUGACCUGGAGGAGAGGGCGAAGGUCACCCCGGGGGUGAAGCCGGGCUGCUCGGGGCACUGCACCAGCUACGGGAUGUACUGCCGCAACGGCGGCAAGUGCGUGGAGAAGUACAACGGCUACUCCUGCGACUGCGUCUCCACGGCGUACGAUGGGCCCUUCUGCACCAAGGACGUGGGCGGGUUCUUUGAGGCCGGAACCUUCCUGAAGUACAGCUUCCUGCCGGAGGCCACGGCAGCGGCGGCGGCGGCGGCGGUGAAGGAGGCGAAGGGGCUGUCCCUGGCUCCGCCCCUGGAGACCAACCUGACCCGGGAGGAGGUGUCGCUCAGCUUCAGCACGUCCAGCGGGCCCGGCAUCCUGCUCUACGUCAGCUCGCGCACGCAGGACUACCUGGCGGUGGUGCUGCGGCAGGAUGGAACCCUGCAGGUGCGUUACAGCCUGGGGGGGCUGAAAGAGCCGUUCACCAUCAACGUGGACCAGCGCAACAUGACCAACGGCCAGCCCCACAGCGUCAACAUCUCCCGCCACGAGCGCAGCAUCCAGCUGCAGCUGGACCACUAUCCUCCAGUCAGCUACACACUUCCCGAUGCAUCCGACACCACUUUCAACCUCAUCAAGGCCCUCUUCCUGGGAAAAGUCUAUGAGACGGGUCAGAUCGACCGGGUGCUGAUCGAGCAGUACAACACGCCGGGCUUCGUGGGCUGCCUCUCGCGCGUGCAGUUCAACGGCGUCGCCCCCCUGAAGGCCGCGCUGAGGUCGCGCGUCGCCGCGCCCGUCUCCGUCCAGGGCAAGCUGGUGGAGUCCAACUGCGGCGCCUCCCCCCUCACCAUCCCGCCCAUGUCUGCCGCCACCGACCCCUGGCACCUGGACUCCGCAGGUGCCGAGUUCCCAUUCAACGAGGAGAGGGUGCCAGAUGGGGUUAACCGGAACUCUGCAAUAAUUGGAGGUAUCAUCGCCGUGGUGAUCUUCACCAUCCUCUGCACGCUCGUGUUCUUGAUUCGCCACAUGUUCCGUCACAAGGGCACCUACCACACCAACGAGGCCAAGGGGGCGGAGUCGGCGGACAACGCAGACGCCGCCAUCAUCGUCAACGACCCCAACUUCACGGAGACCAUCGACGAGAGCAAAAAAGAGUGGUUCAUUUAACGGGACAAAUAUCUGGGAGAGGCUGUGGUCGAGGGGCGUGGGUGGGGGUGGGAUGGGGGAGUUUCUACUCCACCUGGGCCAGAUUUUGGAAGACCAGGACAAAAGCAAGGAGGGUGGAGAACAGGAAGACACCCCAUUUGGAAGGAACUGUGUACAGUGACUGGCCCGUCUCUGAUGUAUUUAAAUGGUGUUCCGAGUUUUGAGGAGUCCUGUCAGUAUUUUACGCACUCAAAGCAGCGAACAUUACCACCGAGAUUUCCUUUAAAGCGAAGUUCAAAACGCGAAAGCCAAAACACUAAAUCUGCCCUGUACGAUUUUUAGCUUUUGAUUUUACUGCAUCCGUUUCAUUUGCCUGAACAGUACAGUUCAGUGAUUGGCCAGCAUUUUCUCUUUUCUCUGUCUCUCGUUCUUUCUCUCUCUCCCUCUGUCUCUCUCUCUAGCUGGCGAACAGAAUUUCCAUUAAUGUGGCACUGAUACGUGUACGUGAGGGAGGCUCACUUCAGAAACCGUGACGUUUGAUUGUGCUUCUGUGUGUGCUGUACGCAGCUGCUCUGGGCAGGAAGAUAGAGGAGCGUUUCAUGAAUGUGUCGGACCUUCAACACACUGCAGCACCGUAUUUUUUAUCCUUAUGUCUGUUUACAACCUGCUCUUUCGCCUCAGAAAGAGUAACUGCUCUUUCAUUUCGCUUCACUCUCACCAAAUAUUUUUUAUUUAUUUAUUUAUUUAUUUAUUUAUUUGGUUGCCAAACAUCACACUGUGGGGGGACGUUUCUUCUGUCUGUAACUGUUGCUUUUGAGCAGAUUCAGAGGCAGUGACCCGCACCCUGCUCUUCUCUGUGUGAUUGGGGUUAGCGCUUUCUAACCGCUUGUGUGCUGGGCUUGGAUAACGGCUUUGUGCGAAGUGCUAGCUGAGUUUUUUUUGGGGGUCCUUGGAGCAGUGUUACCUGUACUGUACCACGGCUGAGGAGACAGCAGUGUCACUGUGCUCUUGUGCUACGGUCUCUUCGGCAUUCAGUCAUAUAGCCUUCUGUUUUGUCUGAUUGUAUGCAUUAAACUUGCAAUGUCAAUAGAGUACAACUUUUUGUCAUUUAAUGUUUUUUUUUUUUUUAGAAACAACUCAAGGAACAUGUGUUCAGAUUUUAGGUUGCCUGAUGUUAUUUUUUUAUUAUUUAUUUAGAUUUAAUUUAUUUUUUCAAGAUUUAGGAUUGUUCACUCAACAGUAUGUAAUGUCACAGUAGUUCAACAAAAUAAUAUGUUAUGUACUACUGCACACUGCAUUGAAUGUCGCUUCCAGGAAUGUAUGCACAUUUUCUUUUUCGGUUUGGUGAAGUUCAGCCUUAUUGGGGAUGUGUGUGAUUAUUUGACCAUACACCAGAGUGUUACAGACAAGAGUUUUUGGUUGGUCCCCAGCAGCCUUGUUUUCCUGUAACCAAUCAGCUGCAUUCAAUUCAGUCAGGUGACCAGUCAUUUCAUUCCUCAGUUUGUAUUUGUUCAUGUGAUCAAGGGAACACAGGCCUGCUUUUUCCUUGGUACCCUUUUUGUUUCCAUGGUACCAGCAUGGUGCCAUAUCUCAUGUACCUUGUAGGAGGCACUGUGGCUUGGUUGGGCUGCAUGCAGAUCAGCAUUGUCUACAAGCUGAAGAAGUGUAGCAGAAGUGAAAGUAUUGUUGGUAAAUCUUUUAACCACUGUCUUUGAGUGGGGGUGGGGGGUGGGGGUGUGGGUUAGUAUUGAAUGUCAUUGUCUACUGAUUUGGGAGUGUGUGUAAUGGUAGUUAACCAUUUGACUUGUGUUGUGGGGUUUUUCGGUGUGUUAUUGAAUGAGUCUGUCAUGCUGAUAGGCUGACAGACAAGGAUAGGCUGUAAUCUCCCAGAAUCCCUCAGGCAGAGGCCAGUGUGUGCGUGUGUGGGCCUGUAUGUGUCUGUCUGCCUGUAUCACCGCUCCACAAAACCACAGACUCUGAAUGUAAGAUGGCCGCCGCGAAGGAACUUUGCGCGUCAGUGUGAGGAAGAGGGUGGUCCGUAGUCCCUGGGGACGGAGGUAUGACCGCGCGCGCACACGUUAGUCAAGUGGUCGCUCGUCAGGUAGUUUGCAGAACUGUAGGAACUUGUGGUGGUUUAAAAAAAAAAGUGAUGACUCAGAUGCUCAGAAGUCUGAAACGUUUUUUUUUUUUUUUUUUUUUUUGCUUCCCCUAAAUGUUUUGCAGCCGUAGCUAUUUAGCAGUUUGAUGCAGCCUAAUUCGAUAUCCUGGUGAUCUAAUACUAACCGUAAUGGAAUAAUAUAUCAAAAUAGCACGGAGUUUGAGGCUUGCAGAGCAGGGCUGAUAAUUGCAUUUUUGAAGGGAAUGGGACUUGAUGGGCAGCAGAAUGAUCUGAUCCAUACAUUUUACACUGAACAGCUUGGAGACUUUGGGAUAUUAAUGUGGACCUUGAGAAUUGCCGAUUCCUAAUAACAGAAAUAUUGAAAAACUAGAUCUAAUGCGUACUGUCAUUCUUUUAUAAAAUCCCGUGUUAAAUCUCUUUAAAAGUUUCACUUUUCUGUUAAAUAUGAUCUCAGUUUAGAAUUUAGCGUCCCAAAGUGGCUGCAGCAGUUGGAAGUUCUGUAGGUAAUAUCAGCUGCAAAAAAAAAAAAAAAAAAAAAUUUCAGACCCACAGUUGGUUUCUGGCUUUUCUGUCAAGGUGGUGUUCAGCUAACUGGAAUAUUUCUCCCCAAAAUGGCUGACCCCUGCCGUGGCUAGGUUUUGACAAAUUUACCUGCCUUCCCUCAAAGACCAUGUCACUCUGGCCUCGCUAUUUUUUACUGUGGCCUCACGCCGAUACACUCUCUUAGGCACUCACACGUACACAGGCGGAAAAAUACAGCUGAGGCUUUGCACCGUGGGUGAGCCUUACUGAACGGCCAUCUUCCCUGGUCACGUCCAGUGUGGAAUCCCACUGUUCCCUCAAUGUGGUGUUCUCUGGCUUAAUGGAAUAUUUCUCCAUAAAUAAAAUGGCUGACUGUAA
This is a messenger RNA of Anguilla anguilla (European eel), 7309 nucleotides long. RefSeq names its product contactin-associated protein-like 2. The transcript is spliced from 24 exons. Lineage: Eukaryota; Metazoa; Chordata; Actinopteri; Anguilliformes; Anguillidae. The coding region runs from base 352 to 4311 and encodes 1319 amino acids. The record is from RefSeq and is a predicted model, not a curated record.